This is a messenger RNA of Leptosia nina, 1548 nucleotides long. The record is from the annotation of a GenBank genome assembly. NCBI's taxonomy places the organism in Eukaryota, Metazoa, Arthropoda, Insecta, Lepidoptera, Pieridae.
AUGUGGCUGCUAGUGGUCGCAUUCCUCUUAAUCGCCUUCUACUACUACGGGACGAGGAAUUUCGACUACUGGAAGAAGCGCGGCAUAAAGUAUGACGAGCCUAUCAUCUUCUUCGGCAGCAACCUCACGCACAUCAUCAAGAGGCACAGCCUGUCCGAGAGAUUCGCCGAACUGCACAACCGAUUCCCCAAUGAAAAAUUCGUCGGCUACUUCGAGUCGAAUAACCCGGCGCUAUUGAUCAGAGACCCGGAUAUGAUCAAAGCGGUCCUGGUGACGGACUUCAAGCAUUUCUACCGUCGCGGCGUGAGCCCGCACACCAAUGACAUCGAGCCGCUGAUGAAGAACCUCUUCACGGUGGACGGAGACGCGUGGAAACUCCUCAGACAGAGGAUGACAUCAGCCUUUUCCAGCGCAAAGCUUAAAGCCAUGUUUCCGCUGAUCGUAGAGAGAACAGAGAAGCUGAUAAAAAUCGUCGAUCAAAUAGCUGAAACCGGAGAGGAAGUCGACGUUAGGAACUUAAUGGCCCGAUACACGACGGACUUCAUCGGCGCCUGCGGCUUUGGAAUUGACUCUAAAACACUGGACGACGACAACAAUGACUUCAGACAGCUCGGCAGACGCAUCUUUACGAUUACUAAACGCGACAUCGUGGUUAACGUUCUGAAGCGCACGUUCCCCAAUGUGGAUUUGUUCAGGUACCUCCACUUUUUCCCGGAAGAAGUCGAAAGAAAGAAUCUGUCGCUAGUCCAACAGAUCAUGUCCCAGAGGAACUACAAGCCGUCAGGUAGAAACGACUUCGUCGAUAUGAUGCUCGAGUUGAAACAGAAGGGCAAAAUGGUGGGAGAAUCGAUAGAAAAGAGAAACCCAGACGGAUCUCCCAAGAUUAUUGAGUUGGAAUUGGACGACGUUUUGAUAGCGGCUCAGGUGUUCGUAUUCUUCGCUGCCGGUUUUGAAACGUCCUCGUCGUCGAGUAGUUUUCUGCUACAUCUCCUGGCUUUCCAUCCGGAGGAACAGGAACUGGUACAAAAGGAAAUCGAUGAGGUGAUUGCCAGAUACGACGGAAAACUUUGCUACGAUGCCGUGAAGGAUAUGAAGUAUUUGGAAAUGGCAUUUAAAGAGAGCAACCGCGUCUUCGCAUCCCCCGGUUUCCUGAUCCGGAAAACAGUUGGCAGAUACACCUUCCCAGGCACGAACCUCACGAUAGAAGACAGAACUGGAGUCGUCAUCUCAACCCAGGCGUUGUACGCAGAUGAGAAGUACUUCGAGGACCCUGAAAGCUUCAAGCCCAUGAGAUUCCACCCUGAUAACGUGGAUAAGAUGAAUAGGAAUGUAUUUCUACCUUUUGGUGAUGGACCACGAGCGUGUAUAGGUGAACGCCUAGGGAUAAUGCAAGCUUUGGCUGGCGUCGCUGCUGUCCUCCACAAUUUCUCCGUGGUCCCAUCGAAGAGCACGAAGCGUUAUCCACCGAUAGACCCCACGUCCACACUCAUUCAAAACGUACUUGGUGGGUUGCCAUUGUCGCUGCAGAAGAGGAAGAAGGUUCAGUAA